Molecule: messenger RNA, 710 nt
Organism: Monodelphis domestica (gray short-tailed opossum)
Lineage: Eukaryota; Metazoa; Chordata; Mammalia; Didelphimorphia; Didelphidae
Product: gamma-crystallin B
Biological process (GO): lens development in camera-type eye; visual perception
Molecular function (GO): structural constituent of eye lens
Source: RefSeq, a predicted model, not a curated record
GCUGUGACAAAUCCCCCACUGAAAAGUCGGCUGAUCUAGACCGUUGGGGUGGCACGGCUAUAAAGAGGGCUUGCCCAGGCCUUUGGAGCUACCUGCUCCCGGCCCCAGCUCUCCUGCAAUAUGGGCAAGAUCACCUUCUACGAGGACCGCCAUUUCCAAGGCCGCUGCUACGAGUGCAGCAGUGACUGUGCCGACCUGCAGACCUACUUCAGCCGCUGCAACUCAGUGCGCGUGGACAGUGGCUCCUGGGUGCUGUACGAGCAGCCCAGCUACAAAGGCUGCCAGUACUUCCUGCGGCGCGGAGAGUACUCGGACUACCGCCAGUGGAUGGGAAGCAGCGACUCGGUCCGCUCCUGCCGCCUCGUGCCCAGGCACGAAGGCUCCUACCGCCUGCGGAUCUACGAGAGGGAGAACUGCGCCGGGCAGAUGAUGGAGUUCACUGAGGACUGCUCGUCCGUGCACGAGCACUUCCACCAGCAGGACGUGCUGUCCUGCAACGUCCUGGACGGCUACUGGGUCUUCUACGAGCAGCCCAGCUACCGCGGCCGCCAGUACUUCCUGCGGCCCGGCGAGUACCGGCGCCACACCGAGUGGGGGGCCAGCACGGCCGUCCUGGGCUCCUUCCGGCGGGCCACGGACAGCAACUAGGCGCCCUGGAGGCCUGCUCGGCCGCGCUCUUGCCAGACUAAAUAAAAGUAUUUAUUGCUGAG